This is a messenger RNA of Entamoeba histolytica HM-1:IMSS, 786 nucleotides long. Its product is annotated as metallo-beta-lactamase family protein. The transcript has a single exon. The record is from RefSeq and is a predicted model, not a curated record. Bases 1 to 786 code for a protein of 261 amino acids. Lineage: Eukaryota; Evosea; Mastigamoebida; Endamoebidae.
AUGAGUCUCAAAGUUAGAAUUUUAGGCUGUGGUGGAAAUAUUGGAUUUAAAAAUCAAUCCACUUGUUUGAUGUGUUUUUGUGGUGAAUUAAAUGAAGAAACUAAAGUAGCGUUAAUUGAUGGUGGAACAGGAAUAAUUAGAUUAAAAGAAAAAGAAAUUCCAAUGAUUAAAGAUGUUGUUUUAACUCAUGCCCAUAUUGAUCAUACAUGUGGUAUUUCAUUGUUAGUUGAAUCAUUUUACAAUGACGAAUUAAUUCAAGUAUGUAAACCAACUCUUCAUUGUAGUCAUAUUGUGUUAGAACAAUUAAAUGAUAGUAUCUUUAAGAAAGGAAUAUGGAUGAAUUUAAUAGAAAAGGGGUUUAUGACAUUUCAAAGUAUAGAAGAUGGAGAACAAUGUGUUUUGAGUAAUGGAAUUACUAUUACUGCAGUAAAAUGUCUUCAUAGUGUAUUGACCUUAGGAUAUAUUAUUUCUAAUAAAACUAGUGCAUUUGCAUUUACUGGUGAUACAACAUACUAUGAACCUUUUUGGAAAAGAAUUAGUGAAGAGCCUAAAUUAAAGGGAGUGAUUUGUGAAGUUUCUUUAUCGAAUGAACUUGAAGAACGUGCUUUAAUUUCAAACCAUAUGACUCCAAAAAUGUUACAAGAAGGUAUUAAACAUUUAUUACCAGGUAUUAAAGUCUAUGCUACUCAUAUUAAAAGUUAUUCAUACUAUAAAGUAAUAGAACAAUUAAAAGAUUUAGACCGUGAAAUUAUUGUUCUUGAAGAUGAAAUGGUUUUAGAAUUUUAA